This is a messenger RNA of Gossypium raimondii (Peruvian cotton), 1242 nucleotides long. Its product is annotated as receptor-like protein kinase HSL1. The record is from RefSeq and is a predicted model, not a curated record. Gene Ontology annotation, molecular function: protein binding. NCBI's taxonomy places the organism in Eukaryota, Viridiplantae, Streptophyta, Magnoliopsida, Malvales, Malvaceae. The transcript has a single exon. The coding region runs from base 1 to 1242 and encodes 413 amino acids.
AUGGACUCCCAUAUCUGGUUUUCACCAUCAUCUUCAACCUCCAUUGUUUUAGCAAUGGUUUUAGCUUUAACUCUCACAUUUGUUCAUUCACUAACAUUGAGAUCAGAUACUGAAGCUCUUCAAGCACUUAGGCGUUCCAUUGAUCCCAACAUGAUUCCACCAUCAUCAUAUAUCAGUUCAUGGGAUUUCUCAGCUGAUCCAUGUGAUAGUACUGGUGCUAAAUUUCUGGGGAUUUUGUGUUCAAACCCUGGGGAUAAUUCGACAAACCGGAUCAUAUCGAUUGAGCUCGAUAGUGCUGGAUAUGAUGGCUUUUUGACACACAAUAUAGGGAACCUUACUGAGUUAACCUCGCUUGAUCUUAGUAGGAACCAGUUUAGAGGGCCAUUACCAGAUACCUUAAAGAAUCUCAAGAAACUAACCCAGAUUUCUCUUUCAGGGAAUUUCUUCACAGGUGGCAUUGCUGGAUGGAUCAAUGGAUUGAGGAACGUUGAAUCGAUUGACUUAUCGGAAAACCUCCUUUCUGGUCCGAUACCACCGAGGAUUUCCGAGUUAAGAAGGUUAACGGACAUAAGUUUCUCCAACAAUGAAUUCUCAGGGAGAAUUCCCGACAUUAAUGGAUUAUGGAAAUUGCAGACAUUAGACCUUGGAUCCAACAUGUUUGUUGGGAACUUACCAAAGCUUCCUACAAAACUAAGAUCAUUAACAUUGUCGCAUAAUCAACUUUCAGGACAUAUUACAUCGCUGGGGUCACUUAAAGAGUUAAGAUACAUUGAUUUAAGUGAUAACAAGUUUACAGGUUCUAUUACUAGAUCGAUUCUGUCAUUGCCCGAGUUGAAUCAACUCAAUGUUUCCUUCAAUCAACUCGCUUCCAUCGAGGUGAACACUCAUCUCGGGAGCGGUUCGCCGCUCCAAGUGUUGAAUGCACAAAGGAAUCGUUUGCAAGGUCAUUUGCCGGUGAGUUUGGUGAACUUUGAGAACUUGCAGGAGAUCAAUUUAGCAUACAAUGGAUUGACGGGUCGGGUACCGGUGGCGUACGGACAGCGAUUGGGGAGACCGUGGAAAAGCUUGUUUUUGGAUGAUAACUUCUUGUCGGGUCGGAUUCCACGGCAGUUCAAUAGUAGUGCCCUUAGGAUAAGCGGUAGCCUUGCGAAUAAUUGCUUGAGUUGCCCGGUGACGAUCCCGAUUUGCGGCGGUGGGCAGAGGCCGGCUUCAGCUUGCAUUGGUGAGAUUGGUAACCACUGA